UUAAAGCGAUGGAGUGAAGGAUGUCCGAAAGGGAGAACGAGACGCAGAGGUGGCUGGAACUGCAGAACGCCAGCCAGGCCUUCAACAACAACAUCAGCGUAUCUGCAGAGCUGCAGUCGGAUUGGGGCCCGAAGAGGGAUCCACUGUACAUAGUCGUACCACUCUCCAUCCUCUACACGAUCAUCUUCAUCACCGGGGUGGUUGGUAACGUGAGCACGUGCAUCGUGAUCAGCAGGAACAAAUCCAUGCACACAGCCACGAACUACUACCUCUUCAGCUUGGCCAUCUCGGAUCUGCUCUUGCUGAUCUCGGGAUUACCACCGGAGAUAUACUCGAUGUGGUCCAGAUACCCGUACAUCUUCGGAGAGACCUUCUGCAUCAUGCAAGGCUUCGCCGCUGAAACGUCUGCAAAUGCAACAGUCUUGACGAUCACGGCUUUCACCAUCGAGCGAUACGUGGCUAUCUGCCAUCCCUUCAAAUCGCACACCAUGUCUAAACUAUCGAGAGCCAUUAGAUUCGUCAUGGGUAUAUGGAUUGUAGCUGUCCUCUGCGCCAUCCCUCAAGCCGUAUCCUUCGGCAUAGUCUACGAGGAAUCAGAGAACGGACACGUCUUCGAAGAGAACUACGUGUGCAGCAUCAAGGACAUGAUCGUUCCCAAGCUCUUCGAGAUAUCCACCAUGGUUUUCUUCGUAACUCCACUAACGGCGAUCAUCGUCCUCUACAUCCUCAUCGGUCUUCAGCUACGAUCGUCCACUGUGGGCCCAUCUCGCGGGAACAGCGUCAAGCUCAAGCAUCGGGUCUUCAAGCACGCCGAAACCAAUUCCACGCAAGCAGUCGUCAUCGUCGACGGUGAAAACGGAGAAAAAGAACCUCAGCAUCCGCAGGACGAAGAAGAGGGCAGAAAGAACUACACCGGGAAUUCUCAAGCCACGAAGCACGUUGUGAAGAUGCUAG
Molecule: messenger RNA, 954 nt
Organism: Nicrophorus vespilloides
Lineage: Eukaryota; Metazoa; Arthropoda; Insecta; Coleoptera; Silphidae
Product: neuromedin-U receptor 2-like
Biological process (GO): neuropeptide signaling pathway
Cellular component (GO): plasma membrane
Molecular function (GO): neuromedin U receptor activity
Source: RefSeq, a predicted model, not a curated record